AUGAACAAUCCUGCGCCAACGUCACAACAUGACCAAUCAACUAAUUCUCCAUUAGCUUUUCCGCCCUGGAGACUGUCACCUAUGUUAAAAAAACUUCUUCAUCAAUUCGAAACAAAGAUUUUGUUUGAUCACCCUCAUAUUCCUUGCUAUUACUGUUCGAUUUUAAUGUAUCAGUCCUCUACGCAGUGGAUAACAUAUGAUCCAAAUGAAGAUUACACUUUAUCUGUAGCAUUUCCUGAUAUACCCGUUUAUCUUCGCCAUUUUACUAACAAACCUAGUAAAAUAGCCAUCUGUAGAAGCUGUAAAAAUCCAAAAACCAGAAGAUUUUCUCCUGUUCUAUCAUACGUACCUCGUGAAAUAAGCCUGGUACCAAUGAAACAUAGAAAAUAUCUCUCACCGAUCCACAUGACAUGCUCAUUAGGUCGCACUCCAGGAUCAAAUCUCUAUACCACGUACCGAUUUCUACGGGGUGAUUUUUUCUUAAGCAAGAACCUCCACGCACUUGAAUUAUUCUCUGGCAUGAUUAGUGCUUUCUUAGACCAAAAUGAACCAGCACGCUGGUAUCAUAAAACCCUUCCCAUCACCAGCAAUUGGUUAAAAAUGAAUAAUCUGAUAUUUCGUCAGUACAUGCUUUUACCUAAUAUCACUUCUCCCUCUCCAUCAAACCCAUCACCAAUUCCUUUACCUUUAGCAAGACAAUCUCAAGAAAACACCAACACCGUUCUAUUACGAAACAACUCCACGAUCCCUGACCUCGUAAUCCCAAACAAUGCAUUCCCUCCUGAAAUACACAACGAAGACCUAAGAUAUAAAAGACUUAUGGCCGGAUUCAUGAAUUUAGGUGAUUUGAUGCUACCAAUAUCUUAUGGUGACCCUGACCUCGAAGCAAUGAUUUUUCCUGACCUAUUUUCUACUGGAAAAGGUCAUUACGAAAACAUAUGCAGCCAACUAGAUCUUCACUCAAGCACAGAGAGCUACAGAAAGUAUAUCAAACUAAGUGAUCCGAGAUUCAGGUUACACUGGUACUGGCCGCACUGGUUAUACUUGAAUCUAGAAAAGAAACGUAAUUUUCAAUACAAUUGUAGACUACUAAAUCAAAAGAGCAUAUCAUGA
This is a messenger RNA of Ambispora leptoticha, 1113 nucleotides long. NCBI's taxonomy places the organism in Eukaryota, Fungi, Glomeromycota, Glomeromycetes, Archaeosporales, Ambisporaceae. The record is from the annotation of a GenBank genome assembly.